AUGGCCGCCCAGGCCAACGGAAGGGCAAAAAAGUCCAAAACCUCGCCAAAUGGCAGUGCCAAUGGCUCCACCGGCGCAUCUACCAAUGCAAAGGCGAAGAACAAUGCAGACCAGGCCCGCUCAGCCCGCUCAAGAAAGCCCCGGCGGACUGUGAUGGGAGCCUUUACGAGCAUGACAGCACGGCUGACAACGUGGUACCUCAUCAUCACCUUGCUGUUCCGCUGCCCCAAGUCCAUCACUCAGCUGCACGACGAUUCUCCCCGCGUGUGCAAGCCAUACCUCCAAACUCGCGACUUCGCCGCGCCCUAUCUCGACCCCUACUACGAGACCUAUGUCGUCCCCCAGCUCGACAAGGUCAAGCCCUACACGACGCCCGCCAUCAUCUUUGCACAGGAGCAAUACGCAACACACGGUGCACACAGGGUUGAGCUUGCGAGGAAGUAUGCAGAGGCUCAGUAUGAAAAGUCCAUUCGUCCUCAGCUGCAGAGCGCUCAGGAACAGGCCUGGGCACAAUACGACGUCCACCUAGGUCCCCACGUCAAGAAGGCGACUGACGCCAUUGCCCCCCACUACAACGACCUCAAAGUCAGCUCCGAGGAAAUCUACCACCACACUCUCUUCCCAGCCUAUGAGCGUUCUCUUCCAUACCUUAAGCAGGGACAUGCCUAUGGCCACCACGUCCUCGUUGAUAUCGUCUGGCCUCACCUUCGCACUGCCCAGGAAACUGCCUGGACUUUUUUUCAGCGCAGCGUCUGGCCCCAAAUACGCAUCCUGUAUGGAGACAAUGUUGAGCCCCAGCUAGUCCGCAUCUCUGAGCGACUAGGCCGCUACAAAGAUCAGCAAAAAAUGGAGUCUGCCAUGUUUGCUGCUGAUUCGCAGGCGGCUACCUCUGUGGCAUCCAGCAAGCAUGCCCCCACCACGGCCAGCUCUUCCGCUUCUGUUGCCUCUCCCGGCUCCACCGAAGGGUCUGGCUGGGGUGUCCUUGACGACUUCUUUGGCAGCGAAUCUGCAAGCACAGCCUCAAAGGAACUUGAACCAAAAUCUUCAGCUGAAGUUGCCCCUUCUGCGUCUAAGCUCACCAAGGCCGAGCUGCAGGAGAAGCUUAACAACGAUCUCCGCCAGUGGCAGGACAAGUUCUCUGCCGCCGCCGACAAGGGUGCUGAAGAUCUCGAAGUACGCGUAGAGGAAAUCACAAACCACAAGAUCAACGAUGCUGUUAACGGCCAGGGCAAGGCUCUGCUCAUUAAACUCGAGGAGACUGCUGAUGCAACCAUUGCCAAGCUCAAGAGCUACAUCAAAAAAACUGUUUCCUCUCUCCCUGAAGAUGCCUCAGAAGCCGACCUAGAGGCUGCAUACAAUGAUUGCAGUAAAAAGACCCGUGAGUUCGGCCUUACGGUCAAGGAACGCGCCCAAGACAUCCGUGACUGGAAGGUGUCGUACGACCAGGAGACCGAUGAUCUAGUGAGAGCUGCAGUAAGAAGUACUGUCGAUGUUCUAGAAAAGAUACAUAGCCUUGGCCUUCAAGAGGUUGGCAUGCGAUGGGCAUGGACUGAUGGCGUUACAUACAAAGACUGGCAAAACUACCACAAGUUGAAAAACACACUCAUUGAAUGGCAGAGUGAAGUUGAGGCUGUUGGGGCAAGACAUGAUGGCCUUCGUGCUGCUCACGAGGAAGCUAAGAAGCUUGAGGACAAGGCUAUGAAAAUUGCAUCAGACAUGGUCGCGGAGCUGGUUCGCCUAAAGGACGUUUCCAAGUCAAAGAUUUGGGCUGGUGAUGCCAGCGAUGAUUUCUCCGACAAAAUCUUUGCACCUCGCAUCCGAAAUGCUGCCCAAAAGGUCAUGGAGAAUGUUGAAAUGGCAUCAAGUCAGGUUUCUGAGGCUAUUCAAGGCAGCUCCACCCCACUCAGCGAGAGCAUCGCCUCGUCCGCCGCAGAAAUGUACUCGGAUGCAUCAUCUCAAAUCUCUGAGGCUAUUCAGGGCAGCUCAACACCGCUUGCGGAAAGCGUUGCAUCCUCUGCCAAGGCAGCAGCAUCCGGGGCAUCAUCCCAAGCUGCUGAAGCAGUUGAAGCAGCCUCAACCGCACUUGCUGAGAAUGUAAUAGCCCCUGUAGGGGAUGCAGCAGCACAAGCGUCCUCUGGAGUUUCCGAGGCCAUCUACGGUACACCAUCAUCCGAAAGUGUGCUGUCUCAGGCCUCUUCUGUGGCCUCGCAGGUAGUAGAGGAGGUUUCUGCAAAGGCUUCUGAAGCCUAUGAGGCGCCAAAGAAGGUGUUUGGCGGUGCCAAUGCCCAGAUUCUUGCUGAGGCCAAGCAAGUCGUAUUUGAUCAACCUCUUGACGACGAUGAGGAUGACACAUACUCUGAAAAGGUGCAGGAAGUAUUGGCGGACACGGGAGACCGAGCUGCUCAGUUGAGUCGUGCGGUCAGCGAAGCGCUCCUGGGACCAUCAAAGACGCAAGGCAGCAUCGAAUCAGCCUCGUCGAUUGCAAGCGAACAAUACGCCGAGGCACUCGCCGCUGCCUCAAGCGUGCUAUAUGGAACUGAGAAGCCCGCUGUUGAGAAAGCUACUAGCGUCGCUGCCGACAGGUAUGCGCAAGCCGUCACCGCAGCAUCAUACGCCAUCUUCGGCACGCCAGCUCCUACUGCUGUCAUUCAGACCAUUCAUAUAGAGGCGAGCUCACGCUACAACGAUGCUGUUAGCGCUGCGAGCAAACAGUUUGAAAAUGCCAGGGCUCAAUUGUCUAUGCUGGUUUCGGGCAAGCCCCAACCUGCACACCAGACGAUGCUCUCGUAUAUCGAGAAAGCCUAUUCCGACUCUGUUGCAGCAGCAAGCGAGCGUUUGUCAAACGCUGUGCAGUAUACCCAGUCCGCAAAGGACUAUGCAGUUGGCCCACAACAGGGAUACUUUGAGUCAGUUUCCUCCAUUGCUGCGUCCCGGCUGUCGGAAGGUCUGAGUCAAGCAUCUGCCCAAUUCCUUCCCCAGUCGACUGGUGUUGCUGAUGGUGCUCGACGACAGUACUACGAGGCUAUCGGACUUGCGCACGCCCGGUACUCUGAAUUCGUUGACGCAGCUUCAAGUGCUGUCAAUGGCCCUCAACAGGGUACUGUGGAGUCUCUGGCUUCAGUUGCUUCGGCCUCGGCUGCUUCUGCUGCUUCCUACAUCUCCGAUUCAGCGGAGUCGGCCGUCUCGCAAAUCAGCUCCAGUGUUAUCGGCUCGGAGACACCCUGGACCGAGUCUGUCGCAUCGCAAGCCAGCAAGAACUGCGAGGCGCUGAUUUCACAAGCAAGUAACCAAGUCUACGGUCAACCCACACCCUGGGCACAGUCUAUUUAUUCUCAGGCCGGUGCAUAUGGCGCACAGGCUACUGAGGCUGCUGCUAAGCAAUACGCUGAUGUCCAGGCUCUGAUUUCUGAGCUUGUAGUUGGCAAGGAGCCCGAUUUCACGGAAAGCGUCAUGAGCCGUUUUGCUUCCGCAUACUCUACAGGUUUGCCCGCUGCUAUCGCGUCUGCCCAAUCGUAUGCUGGCGAUAGCUACGAUGCGGUGACUGACGCAGCCGCUGACGCAUACGCCUCUGCCACUUCUGUCGUUGGCGCAAUCUUUACACCUCCAGCUGUUAUUGAGGAUGUCCUGAGUCAGGCCAGCGCUUCUUUGGAUCUGGCUGUCGAGAGCGCGUCCAUUGCUCUGUAUGGAACUCCCAAGGGUGCCGCUGAACAAGCCAGCGAGUCCGUGGUCAGCGUAUACUCAUCUAUUCAAUCUCAAGUCAGCGCCAAGGUCUACGGAACCCAGGCAGCCCAGGACAGCUUCUCAGCGGCCGCACUCUCUGCACAAGCGGCUAUUAGCGAGGCCAUCUUUGGUACCCCUACCGCGGGUGACUAUGUGGCUUCGGUCACUAGCGGUGCUGGUGAAGUAUACAGCUCACUAUCCUCUGCCGCCAGCUCAGCAGUGUAUGGCCCCGAGCAAGGAGCCAUGGAGAGCGCCAACCGUCGCAUUUCCGACGCCGUCGCUGCUGCCAAUAGCCGUAUUUCAGAGAUGUACGCAGCCGCCUCUGCAAGUGCCGAGGACGCAGCCAGCAGUCUAUCCAGCGCAGCCACAAAAGCUACAAAAGCCGCAAAGGAUGAGCUGUAA
This is a messenger RNA of Bipolaris victoriae FI3, 4122 nucleotides long. RefSeq lists its product as hypothetical. The coding region runs from base 1 to 4122 and encodes 1373 amino acids. Gene Ontology annotation, biological process: protein transport. The transcript has 2 exons. NCBI's taxonomy places the organism in Eukaryota, Fungi, Ascomycota, Dothideomycetes, Pleosporales, Pleosporaceae. The record is from RefSeq and is a predicted model, not a curated record.